AUGUUCAAAAAUCGUUCAAAAUCAGGUUUAAAAAGCGUAUCAGUACCGUUCUUAGGAACAAUUUUCAUUGAAUGUGGAAAAGACUUAGACUACGAUGACAACGUCGACGAUGACGAGAAAGGCCGUAAGCAUCAAUCAAAUCGAAUAGAUUUUUUCUUCGCUUUGGACCUUUUUUUUACUCACAUCCUAGUGCUUAAGAUGAUGAAAUCUUCCAUUUCAGAGUUGAGCAACAUUCAUAAAGAAUGUUUACAUCGUGAUAGCUUCGAAAAAAAAUUGAAUAGAAUAGAAAGAGCAGUCUUAUUAGGUCAACUCAAACUGACACGGAUUUUAUCGUCAGCAUUACUCAUCUUUGACUCCGGAAACUGUCAAGGGAAGCAAGCAAAAAAACGAAACGCCCGCGAAAAAAUGACAAAGAACAAAAAUCCUAGGGACGAUAAUAAAGAGAAAAUGAUUAGUUUCAUGGCAAUUUUGAUUUACUGA
Molecule: messenger RNA, 480 nt
Organism: Clunio marinus
Lineage: Eukaryota; Metazoa; Arthropoda; Insecta; Diptera; Chironomidae
Source: the annotation of a GenBank genome assembly